Molecule: messenger RNA, 6081 nt
Organism: Mycena indigotica
Lineage: Eukaryota; Fungi; Basidiomycota; Agaricomycetes; Agaricales; Mycenaceae
Product: Cysteine peptidase C50
Exons: 16
Coding region: 19-6081 (2020 amino acids)
Biological process (GO): proteolysis; meiotic chromosome separation
Cellular component (GO): mitotic spindle pole body; mitotic spindle; nucleus
Molecular function (GO): protein binding; cysteine-type endopeptidase activity
Source: RefSeq, a predicted model, not a curated record
CAACUUGCGACAACCACGAUGGCCUCAUCCACGCGUCGGACAGCGGCAACGCGUCCCAAACGACGUGUAGAAGACGAACUUGUGGAUGGCAUCGCUUCUCUCUCCCUCUCCGACAAGGCAGAACAAAGACUCGCCUCAAUGCGAGCCGUGAAUAGUGCUUCACAAGAGCUCUCCACGAUCGUUCAGUCAGGCUGGCGGAAGUCGGGCGACCCCAAGUCCACAUUUGCCACGAAAUCCAAUGCUGCAGCCACCAAAGCCGCUAAACACCUUGCUAUUCUUCGGGAUGUGUCGCCGGACGAUGUUGACAUCGAGAGAGCAGCGGGAAGUGUGUUAGGGAAAUUAGUUGCGCUCGAGAUGAUGGACUCCGCGCUUAGUGCGUUGAAAGAGAUGCAUCCACGCCUAUGUGCCAUCCUCAAGGUCAACACACAGACGAGAAAGUCGACAGAAUAUCUCUAUCUUCUCUCUCUACCUUGCACAGAAUCCGAGUCGUCUCCCGUCAUCAUGAACCUCGUCACCACAUUUCUACUACACUCACUACUCACUCUCUCCUCGCUGCCACUGGUCAAAAAAGCAUUGCCCGCUUUUACCACCGCUCUUACGAAGGAUUCUACUAUUCUAUCGUGGUCACCAGCUCUUUCGUCAUCACAUUCAGAUUCUCUUUUAACUCGGGCAUACAGCGGUAUAAUGAAACUAGCCGGAAGUCUCCAGUCGUAUCCUCGCGAAACUUUUCUUUUGCGAGACUAUGCUUUGCGCUGUCUUGCACGAACGUCGCCCGGGAAGAUCGAAUCUGGGCUGUUUUGGGAACAAUGUGUGAAAGCGGCUGGCGCUUACAUUAAGGCUCUGGGUUCGGCACCCGACGAGGCACAGACGAUUUUAUUGUCGUUCACGAACAUUGUAACUCUGGCCCAGUCCCGAGACGACGCAGAAAGCUUCUUGACAGGAAAAGGGUUCAUCUCGUUCUGCGAAUACUGGAUGAGUCUGGCUACUCGGCUGGGAGAUAUUCCAAUACUCAAUCGCGUCGCUUUGCUCAUUGGCAACCAACCUGGAACAUCUAAAAGCGCCACGCAGUCCACAUCGCCGAGCUCUUCUUCAGACGAUAUACUUUUGCGUGGCACCCAGUUAUAUACUGUGCUGUCCCAAACAACUGCAUUGCUAGAUUCGGCGUCCGAGCCUGAUCAACUGCGUUCCAACUUGCAACGAACGAUUGAAAUGCUCAAUAGUGACGGUCUUCACAUGAUGCUCUUACCAACUGAGCCAGCCCACGAAAUAUCGCGUAUCUCCGGCAAAGUUCAAAGAGCAAUCGAACGCUUACGGCGAAGUGCUGUCAAAUUCGUUGAUAAAAACCCUAUGCUAGAAGUGCAAGACAUUUUGGACACUGUUACAACUAUCUUAGAGGCAGCCUUAAACAGCGAAACUCCACCGAUUGACCUCCUCCUCACACCUGCACUCGACACAUUGUUUGCAUUAGCGAAAUUAAAGCUUAACAUUCGAGAUCCAUUAUCUUACGAAACUUCCUAUUCGUUUCUCCAACGUGCUGCAGCCCUUCUCGAGACCAAUGACCCAGAGACGCUUGCAAAGGCGAACUACAUUCGCUGCAUAUCAGGAGCAUUUCACAACAUUGCCGGAACCCUCUACCAAGCAGAAAAGUAUGCGGGGGCAUCCCGUUUUCUGCACGACGGUUGUCGAUUGGGUGAACAAGCAUUUGAUAUGUACUCUCGAACUCGUGGAACCGAAAGUACGAAAAUGUCGGAAGGAUGGCUGCAGCUGGAGGAACAGCUAUGGAGGCGCUACGAGCUUUUGGCUGUUUGUUGCUCUAAGAUCGGUGACCGGAAGCUUGCAUUGAAGAGUUUCAUCAAGGCCGCUUCUUGCUAUCCUUACCGUCGAUAUGAAUUUGGCAAAAUUGCAGACAGCUGUGCUGGGAUUGAUGUGUUCAAAACGAUCGCCGGUGGAAUGCAACUAAGCAACAUUGUAGACCGCAUCACCCAUCUCGGCGUUUUCGAUCUAUUUCUCCCUGCCUCCGAUAUCUCUUUGCGCUCUGUUCAACCUCUUACAAUGGCCGGCGCGUUAUUGGAGCGACAAAUGCAGAGUCUCGAGGGAAGUAAAUGGAAGGAGAAUGGUCGGACUGCAUUACGCAUACUAUUCGGUGACUUGCUGGCCACAUAUGGAGACAUCAAUAUGCCAGUCCGGAGAGCGCGCGUGUUGGUCUCCAUUCUUGAGUUUAUGUACCACGUUGGAUCCGAGCACGUGAUCGAGUGGGGCUCACCGUCAGAAAUUGGCGAUCAAGUCGAAAGGAUUCUCACCCAGAACGACUUUGGUCAAGACUCGGGUCUCGCUGGGUUUGCUCCUCAAUGGCGGGCUGUGACCCAUCUAUGGCUUGCCCUUCACGCCCAUCGUAGUGGUGAUUGCGAACAAACGAGGCGUGUUGCCCACCAUGUUGAGAUGGCCUGCUCAGUAUUUGAGCCUAUGGCCGGUAUAGCUGCGCCAGUGCGACCAAGUCCCAGUGUAACCAAGAAGAUUAGCGUGAAAAAGCCACCCGCAACCCAGAAGAAGAAGGUCGUACCCCCCCGACGAAUACCAGCUACGAAAAAAACACCCGCCUCCAUAAACCCCAAGACACCUCAACCUCGCCCUCGUCAAACUGUGGAAGCUCAACCAGCGACAUCGGCGGAACCAUCGAAUACGGCGUCAAUAAUUGAAGACUUUGAUAAACUAGUAGAUCUGCUAGAGCUUGUCGCAUGUAUUCUUGGUCUAUUGACGCAGGAUUUACUCAAGGUUCGAUUGUUGGAAAUAACGAGACGCUUGUGUGAAAAGUAUCCAACGUCUUCAACCGAUGGCUACCUAACUGCAUCCGCCGAACUGGCUUUGGAGUACAUGAAACUCGGAAAAUCUAAGCGGGCAUACACGAUAUUGACACGUUCGCUGGAUAUAAUGAAAAGUGGCAAACAUUCCGAUGGCGCUGGUACUAUGUUCUAUUUGAGACACGCAGAAUGUAUGGCGCUGUCGGAAGACCUUAUGAGAAGCUCAGAGCUAUACCGCGAGGCUUUGACCCGAGCCCAACUUGUCAGUGAGGAGACAAAGGGCAUGAUGACAGCUGAGCGCGUCCGCUUCAGGGUCGGCAAUCUAGAGCGAGCAGCCGUUGCAUGUCACGUAUUUGCAUUAAUGCAACACUGCAGGGAAGAUACUGCUGCUUCCUUGGAAUCGAUAUUGCAGUCAUUGAGACUUUGGAACCGCGCUCUAGACGCAUUGACACGUCUACGGCCUCAACCGUCAAAGCCCAUCGACGAGGACGAUAAUCCUUUCAGCUCUUCCCCCAAAACGGAUGCCGCAUCAACGGAACAGCCAAUGCCGUCCAAGACUUUUCCACGCCGAAAUGCGAUGAGUUCGAUGGAGUGGCGCGUUUGUGAUGGCCUUUUGGCAACCUUAUUCGCUCUGUGCGAGGCAUAUUUUACGCGUGGCUCAGCGCGAGAAGCAGAAUACUUUGCUCAGCAAGCAUUCGACUUGGCACAAUCCAUCAACACACCGGCACUUGCAGCACGUGCAUUGGCCAAGAAGGGAGAGCUUCAGCUUCACCAAAGGCAGUUACAGGAAGCUCAUUUAACCCUCCUCCAAGCCAACGAUCUAUUGGAAAACCUAUCCGGAAGGGACAUUGCGGAUAUCCGGCGCUUACGUGGUGACUACAGUCAUCUGAGCUCUCAAGACAAAGACGCUCGUCAACUCUAUGAGGAGGCAACUUCGAUAUUAGAAGGAUUGGACAAGAAUUUUGGGGUCUUAGAUGAAAUUUUAUCGACUCGACGAACCUCUGAGUUGACGAAUGUCGAAAUUCUUCACCCUGACGUGCUUGCAACAGUUCUUCGGCAACAUAUUUGGCUGCUGCGAAAUGUUGGGGAGGAUAGAACACGAUUAUUGCAGCGAUUCCUCACCCUUCCGGCUGGUCCACGCAGCAAGGCUCAAGAAAAUGCUUUAAUGGCCAAAUUGACGCUUCACGAAGUUUACGAACGAUUUGCUACAGAUAUGUUCUUGAGCUCAAUGGCGGAGUCCACUAUUGCAUUGCCAAUGGGCAUGUCGAGUGAAAAGGCCCUGACGAUAGCACCUUCAACCCACGACGUAUUGCGCACUCUCGAAAAUGCAGAACAUCUCUUCUGGCUGGAGGUGUCUCUUUUCUCUCGGAAGGGCGAUGUUUCCCGAGUUCGUGAUGCUGUGGUUUCUUUGGCAUUGAUUCGAGCCCUUCAAACAUCACUUGGGAAGUCCGGAAGGCAGGAUGCUGUUCUUGUGGCCGGCCUUUUGGAUGUUUCGAGUGCCAUAACCCUCAGUCGCGAGAUGCUCGAGGCGGUACACCAUAAAUUCCCUGCGAUAGCCACAGACGAUCUCGAGUGGCCAUUGACUUCGAGAAAUGGUAGUCCGGUGCUUCGAGGCAAACAGAAGCGUCUGGUCCCACAAAGUCAAGGUUUCGAUUCGGACUUGGAUGUGUCGGAUGACGAGGACGACGAGCAACAGGCUCUUCGAGACUAUUGGGAACACAUCAGGAGCAAAUAUCAAAGCCAGGCUCCAGAUAUCUCGACAAUCUCCGCAUCUCAAAUGGCCAAUGUUCCCCAAAAUUGGACCAUCCUUCAUAUGGGAGUGACGGACGAUAAAAGCACUCUGUUCGUCACAAGACAAUAUGGCGGGGAUGUCAGCACAAACCCGCUUGUGUUCUGCAUUCCGCUUAAAGGAAGGCGGGAGGAAGACGAAACCGACAGCUUGACGUUUGACGCCGCGUUGCGCGAGUUCGACGAGAUCAUACGGCUAAGCGACGAAGGCACCAGACGGGCAAUCCAUGUCAAGAACGAACCGGAAGCUCGAGCACAAUGGUGGAAAGAACGCACAGCAUUAGAUCAGCGCUUACGUGAGCUACUGGAAAAUAUCGAGUACUGCUGGUUGGGGGCUUUCAAGACGAUACUUUCUCCAAGAGCCAAUCUCUCUGCUUCAGCAAUCUCGGAUCUUCGCGUUCAGUUUGACAAAGUUUUCCAUCGCGGCCUGCGCUUUCAGGACAAGAACUUCAAAACUAAACCCGCUCUUGCACAUCGCCGUAUGCCUUCUGAAACCCAGAUUCCAAGUAGGGUCACCCUGGACGACGUCCUUCUAGAAUGUUUUUCGACACUGUCACCCCAAUGUCGCGAUGAAGAGCUGGAGGAUCUUGUCUUCUUUGUGCUCGACCUUUAUCAAUUCCAUGGCGUCCCUGUUGCUAUCGCGGAGGUCGAUAUCGACCAGGUCGUCGUCGAUCUUCGCGGUGUGCUGGAGGGACAUCAUGCACGGUUGGCAGGAAGGAGAAGAGGCGAACCUCCAGUUACCAAAGUGGAGGAGGAUGAGCAUAUGUUUUUGAUUCUUGACAAGAACAUUCAAGGGCUGCCUUGGGAAAGCAUUCCAACUCUCCGUGGCCAAAGCAUCAGUCGAAUUCCAAGCGUCGACUUUCUUCUUGAUCGUCUCGAGCUCGCGGGCUGGGGCUCGAAAGAGCCAGCCAAGAUUGACCGCGCUCGUGUCGACCCACGCAAUGGGUACUGCCUGCUCAAUCCCAGUGGUGAUCUUGUUCGAACGGAGGGCCGGUUCAAAGACUGGCUAAAGGGCAUGGAAAAGGCUGGUUGGCAGAGCUUGGUGGGCCAAGCACCGAGUGAGCAGCAAUUCUUGGAUGCGUUGAGGAAGAAAGAUCUGGUCGUAUAUUUCGGUCAUGGCGGGGCUGAGCAGUAUGCGCGCUCACACAAGAUCAGACAACUUCCUCGUUGUGCUGCCACGAUGCUCUGGGGGUGUUCAUCGGGUAUUCUGAGGGAGAUGGGCGACUUUGAUCGUGUGGGGACACCGCACAACUACAUGCUUGCUGGCUGCCCGACUUUAGUGGCGAAUAUGUGGGAUGUAACCGACCGCGACAUUGAUGUCUUUUCGCAGUCAGUUUUCGACAAACUGCAUCUCGACGCGGAGAGUGCACGUGACUGGACAGGCAACGGUCAAACCUCCCUGGUCGCUGCAGUGGCUCAGUCACGAUCGUCAUGUAAGCUCAAGUACUUGACUGGUGCCGCGCCAGUCGUAUAUGGCAUUCCGUUUUACCUAUAA